Messenger RNA from Scomber japonicus (chub mackerel), 2292 nucleotides. It is a transcript of the gene dars1, whose product is annotated as aspartyl-tRNA synthetase 1. Gene Ontology annotation, biological process: aspartyl-tRNA aminoacylation. NCBI's taxonomy places the organism in Eukaryota, Metazoa, Chordata, Actinopteri, Scombriformes, Scombridae. The coding region runs from base 109 to 1704 and encodes 531 amino acids. Gene Ontology annotation, cellular component: aminoacyl-tRNA synthetase multienzyme complex; cytoplasm; cytosol. The transcript has 18 exons. The record is from RefSeq and is a predicted model, not a curated record. Gene Ontology annotation, molecular function: RNA binding; aspartate-tRNA ligase activity; ATP binding.
CUUCCUUCCGGUUAGCCGUCCAUGCUGUGAACAGCUGAUGAGGAGCAACUCUCUGUCAGACAGCCGUGAAACAUUUUCUCCUCAUUAUCCCAAAGAAAAUAACUCGAAAUGACUAAAGAGGAAUUGAAAGGGGCGCAGGAGGAGGAGCAGCAGGCCCAGUCAAAGAAAGGCCUGAAGAAACAGCAGAAGGAAGCGGAGAAAGCUGCAAAAAAGGCUGAGAAACAGGCCAAGCUGGCUGCUGAACAACAAAGCACAGAGGAAGAUGACUUUGCAAAGGACCGAUAUGGUGUGUCGGCAAUGGUCCAGUCCCAACAAAAACUGGACAGGGUGUUGGUGCUUGUCCAAGACCUCACUCCAGAGAAAGCUGACCAGCGUAUCUGGCUGCGUGCCCGAGUUCACACCAGCAGAGCCAAAGGGAAGCAAUGCUUUUUGGUCCUGCGUCAACAGCAAUUCAACGUGCAGGCACUAGUCGCAGUGGGAGAUCGUGCCAGCAAGCAGAUGGUCAAGUUUGCCGCAAAUAUCACCAAGGAAAGCAUCGUAGACGUGGAGGCGUUGGUGAGGAAAGUGGAGCAGAAGAUCGAGAGUUGUUCCCAGCAGGAUGUGGAGCUUCACAUUGAGAGGAUUUUUGUCAUCAGCCAAGCUGAGCCUCGUCUCCCCCUGCAGUUGGAUGAUGCUGUCAGGCCUGAUGGAGAUGGGGAAGAGGAAGGCAGAGCCACAGUCAACCAGGACACCAAGUUAGACAACAGGGUGAUUGAUCUGAGGACGACCACCAGCCAGGCCGUCUUUCGCCUGCAGUCAGGAGUGUGUCAGCUCUUCAGAGAUACCCUCACCAACAAGGGCUUUGUGGAGAUCCAGACCCCCAAAAUCAUAUCAGCUGCCAGUGAAGGUGGAGCAAAUGUCUUCACAGUGUCUUACUUUAAAACCAGCGCCUACCUGGCUCAGUCUCCUCAGCUCUACAAGCAGAUGUGCAUCUGUGCCGACUUUGACAAGGUCUUCUGUGUGGGUCCAGUUUUCAGAGCAGAGGACUCCAACACCCACCGUCACUUGACUGAGUUUGUGGGUCUGGAUAUUGAGAUGGCCUUCAACUACCAUUACCACGAAGUGAUUGACUCCAUCACUGACACCAUGGUCCAGAUCUUCAAGGGCCUGAGAGACAACUUCCAGACUGAGAUCCUGACGGUGAACAAGCAGUUCCCCAGUGAGCCUUUCAAAUUCCUGGAGCCCACUCUGAGACUGGAGUACACCGAGGGUUUGGCCAUGCUGCGGGAGGCCGGGGUGGAGAUGGGUGACGAGGAUGACCUCAGCACACCCAAUGAAAAACUGCUUGGCCGCCUGGUUAAGGAAAAGUAUGACACUGACUUCUAUGUGCUGGAUAAGUACCCACUGGCUGUUAGACCCUUCUAUACGAUGCCCGAUCCAAGCAACCCUAAAUACUCCAACUCGUAUGACAUGUUCAUGAGGGGAGAGGAGAUCCUGUCUGGAGCUCAGAGAAUCCACGACGCUCAGCUGCUGACAGAGAGGGCCAGCCAUCACCAGAUUGAUCUGGAGAAGAUCAAGUCAUACAUCGACUCCUUCCGAUUUGGCGCUCCCCCACAUGGCGGCGGAGGCAUUGGCCUGGAGAGAGUCUGCAUGCUGUACCUUGGUCUCCACAACGUUCGUCAGACCUCCAUGUUCCCACGUGACCCUAAGCGCCUGACACCUUGAACCUUCUACCACAUGGACAGAUCCGGUCAUCAGUGGACUAACACACAGAUUCUUGUGAUGGGGAACAUUUUUAAUCCAGAAAGGGAACAGGUUCAGGAGCUAGUGCCACACUUCGAUUCUAAUGUUUCACUACGAUUAACCAUUAAGAUGAGAGAAUGAAGUCAUUGCAACAGUAGGGUGAACUUUAUUGAUUGGUGUGCAUAAUUGUCUUAACAACCACAAAUAAUGGAUACGUUAAAGUUAAAGAGAGGUCUAUCAGUCAUUUAGGCAAAGGUUGUAAAGGUGCACACACUUAUUCCAUCUUUUAAUCAACUAGUCAGUAUUUGUCUAUUUGUCUUUUCUAUGGAGAUGUUUCAAAAGGCAACUUUAGUACAGAUCCCAUCCUAAAUCCUGCCUACUACCAGCAUAGACAAAGGACUAAUAAUGAUUGUGAUCUCCUACAGUAUGCCUGUAACUACAUGCCUUUUGUAUGUAAUUAAAUGACUAAACAUAGAUAAUAAAAAAAUCCUUCUCAAAACCAUAAAUUGCUUUGUCUCUAUUGUCAAAUAAUCUGUUUGUAAAUCAAGCAAAUGUGACUACCUACCAAAA